UAUCAUCAUUUAUCGGUGUGGCAACUGAGUAUCGCGUCGUAUGCCGUGGUGUUCGUUGUUCUUUGUAAUGUAUAUAGAGUUUGCUGUAAUAAAAGCGAAAUAAACUUCGAUAUUGAAUACCCGCGUAUACCAUCAAUGUAUCAAUUUGAAAAUAAACAGAAAUGUUUAACUGAAGACAUCGGGAACGUUUACUGCGUAGUCCGAACCGUUGUGAGACAGAACAACUUUUCGGAUACAUGGGCUGUAAUCGAAGGUGCUUCCAGAGACGAUACAGCAUAUCAACAUUAUUUAUUAGAUAGAGGAGUAUGUUUGAAGACCUGUGAAAGGUUGUAUAAUUCCCUGACAAAGGAACAAUUGGCGUGUUAUGAUAGUGAGCAGAUCGUUAUUGAGGAACCGCAUAUCUACGAUUCCAACUAUAUACCUGGAAUGGAAGCGUAUAAACGGAAAUACAGGUGCCUCAUCAAUAUCUGUCUUAACUAUGAGCUCCAACGAGACUACAAUCUUACCGGAUAUUCCGAAAUUGAACACUGCACGACUUCACAAGAUCUCAAAAAACCAUUAACUUCACUACAUGCUGUGUGUGUCCUACUAUACGGAAUAAUUGUUUUCCUGGUGAUUAGAGCCACAUUUUACGACAACAGAGAUGCUCAAUGUUCACUAAAUAAUAACAACUCACCGGAUAUUUCUAAGGACGAUGUCCUGAUGGAAUUUUCACUGAACCGAAGCUUUCGUCGACUGCUUUCCGAACCACGAACCAAACUUCAACAUGAUUUCGCUUUUAUAGAGUCGGUUCGAAUAGUGACCGUAUUUCUGAUCACCACAUUGCAUACACUUAUGGCUCUCGGAGCAAGUCCUCUAACCAAUCCGAAUGUGUUGGAAGCAAUCUUUGGAAAUGCGUUUGUGCGGAUGAUUUCGACCGUUUUCCCAUUUCUUGUGCAUAUGUUCUUCACCAUCAGUGGAAUGUUACUGGUAGUACACUUUCUAGAGUUUACCGAGACAACUAAAGCGUUUAGUUGGAGAUACUUGUUCUUAGGCAUGAUGCACCGAUAUUUGAGGAUGCUACCUUCGUAUUUCACAACGUGGCUUUAUCAGGUCACGUGGUUGGACCGGAUUGGCAGUGGCCCAAUCUCCUACAGACUUAUUGGUAUCGAGCAGCGCUUCUGCAUGAAGAAUAGUUGGGCAAAUUUCUUGUUCAUCAACAACUACUACAAAUAUCACGAGCCCUGCAUGCAACAAACCUGGUAUAUUGCCGCCGAUUUCCAAUUUUGCUGCGUCGGUAUGAUGAUUAUGAUGUUGAUUUGGAGAUUUCCGGCGAUUACAAAGAAGCUUCUAGCUGGAAUGUUGUUGGUGUCAAUUCUUGCUCCAAUCGUCAACACUUACAUUCAUAACUUUUCGGGCGUAGUUCUACUCAGUUUUAAACACCUACGCUUCAUGAUGUUUCACAACGAGUGGAUCAUUCAAGAUUAUGUCCUGUCCCAUGUACACACCUGUAGUUUCUUCUCUGGAAUAUUUGCCGGACUUGUCUACCAUCGCAGCAAAGGAGACCCCCAUUACCUGAGAAAUUUGAUCGUCUACAAACGCUUAAAAGUAAUUGCUCCGGCAAUGGUUGUGCUACUAUCUGCGCCAGCUACACUGUUCUACCGCAUCAAACCCAGAAGCUCCUCACUUUUGAUGGCAAUUUACGCAUCUGCACAUAGAAAUUUUUUCGCCAUAGCCUGUGCGACAGGAUUGUUGUAUGGUGCAACUGAUGGGAGUAAAAUGCUUCCAGCCAUCACAAAACACCCAAUCGUGUUAGCGAUUGGGAGAUUGUCCUUCUGUGUUUAUAUGGUGCAAUUUAGCGCAUUACGAUCACUGCUAGUUGAUGCGGAGAACUUCGGAUUUACGUUGAGCGUUCCCAAUUUUGUUCAUACAAACGCACGUGUUUUCGGAUUGUCAUAUGGUUUCGGAUUGCUGCUCUGUGUUACGGUUGAGCUGCCCCUAGCUGCAUUGCAUCACGUACUUUUAGAAACUCAGAUACAUCUUCUAUCAUAG
Toxorhynchites rutilus septentrionalis is the source of this 2031-nucleotide messenger RNA. Its product is annotated as nose resistant to fluoxetine protein 6-like. NCBI's taxonomy places the organism in Eukaryota, Metazoa, Arthropoda, Insecta, Diptera, Culicidae. The record is from RefSeq and is a predicted model, not a curated record. The transcript has 9 exons. The coding region runs from base 136 to 2031 and encodes 631 amino acids. Gene Ontology annotation, molecular function: acyltransferase activity, transferring groups other than amino-acyl groups.